Molecule: messenger RNA, 999 nt
Organism: Oxyura jamaicensis (ruddy duck)
Lineage: Eukaryota; Metazoa; Chordata; Aves; Anseriformes; Anatidae
Gene: SOD1
Product: superoxide dismutase 1
Exons: 5
Coding region: 83-547 (154 amino acids)
Biological process (GO): removal of superoxide radicals
Cellular component (GO): nucleus; cytosol; mitochondrion
Molecular function (GO): copper ion binding; superoxide dismutase activity
Source: RefSeq, a predicted model, not a curated record
GGAGGGGCUGUUCUCUCAGUCCGCGGUCGGUCGGUGGGGGUUUUGGUUGUACAGGCGCUCUCCGCCCGCCGCGGGAAGGAACAUGGCGACGCUGAAGGCCGUGUGCGUGAUGAAGGGUGAAGGCCCCGUGGAGGGCGUCAUCCACUUCCAGCAGCAGGGUAAUGGACCAGUGAAAGUUACUGGAAGAAUUAGCGGCUUGUCUGAUGGGGAUCAUGGCUUCCAUGUCCAUGAAUUUGGAGACAACACAAAUGGAUGUACCAGUGCAGGUGCUCACUUCAAUCCUGAAGGCAGGAAGCAUGGUGGACCAACUGAUGCAGAGAGGCAUGUGGGCGACCUCGGCAAUGUGACCGCUAAAGGAGGAGUAGCGGAAGUAGAAAUAGAAGAUUCUGUCAUUUCUCUGACUGGACCACACUGCAUCAUUGGACGCACCAUGGUGGUCCAUGCAAAAAGCGAUGACCUGGGUAAAGGGGGAGACAACGAGAGCACGCUAACUGGAAAUGCCGGGCCUCGUCUAGCUUGUGGUGUCAUUGGAAUAGCGAAGUGCUAAGUGUUGUGCCUGAAAUGCUUAAGAUGACAGUGAGAAAUGGGCUGUUUUUCAUUGUGAUCGCUGUACUUGCUCUUCGUCAUUCAAGCAAAAGAUCUCAGUUAAUCUCAUUACUACUCUGCAUUCUUGAGUAUCAGUUAAACUGGUAAAGACUGACUUAAUUUUGUAUCAUGUAUAUUGCAAUUAAAGUGUUGAUGGAAAAUCGCUGUAGUCUCCUGCUAAGCACCUGCUGUAACCAUUCUAAGUACGAUCCUCACUAACUGGAACAACUCCCGCUCUGUGUAAUGGCAGGUGGGUGGGAGUGUCACGCUGAACCCAAAGCUUCUAGUGCGUUGUGGGGUUUGGAGGAUGAGGAGCCUCAGGAGCUCUGCCAGGACUACUCACUGAAGAGCAGUAGGCGCGGUUUGCCACAUUGUACAUUUCACAGUUGUGUAAUAAACUUGCUGGCAAAUACA